This is a messenger RNA of Amphimedon queenslandica, 2836 nucleotides long. Its product is annotated as transient receptor potential cation channel subfamily A member 1 homolog. Bases 179 to 2836 code for a protein of 885 amino acids. Gene Ontology annotation, cellular component: transmembrane transporter complex. Gene Ontology annotation, biological process: monoatomic ion transmembrane transport. Gene Ontology annotation, molecular function: transmembrane transporter activity; protein binding. NCBI's taxonomy places the organism in Eukaryota, Metazoa, Porifera, Demospongiae, Haplosclerida, Niphatidae. The record is from RefSeq and is a predicted model, not a curated record. The transcript is spliced from 16 exons.
UUUAAAGGUAAACAAGCCAUGCAUAUGGUAGAUUAGGAAUGAGGCAUCUAAGGAAUGCAAUUGAUUGGGCAAGGGCUGCCCACUCAAAAAUUUGUGUUAACUGGCUCAGCUCUGCUCAAACACAGGAGGAAUUUCUAAACUAAGAGGGUCAAAAGCAAAGCAUAGAUUUGGUCAAAGGAUGGCUACUAGUGCUGAUAGUGUUGCUAUUGAAAUGCAGCCUAAAGCUCUGGAUGAUGCCUCUAGUUCUAAAGACAGUCACAACAAUGAUGCUGUUUCAGAUAUUGAUGACAAGACGGUCAAUAGUUCUAAUUCACCACUUCAAAUUGCUUGCUUUGAUGGUCGUCAUAAAGAUGUUGACACAAUCUUAUCAUCAUGUCCUGGUGAACAAGACAAAAGGAAAAUGUUAGACGCAAUAGAUCAUGAUAAUGGGUAUACACCACUUCAUACUGCUUGUGAGAAAGAGCAUACUGAAGUUGUCAAAGUCCUAAUAAAGCAUGGAGCUAAUCCUGAUAUCUGUAGUCAUAAAGAUCCUCUUUACCAGCGUCUCAAAGAAGGAAGUGAAGAUAUUGAAAUUAUACUUGAUGACAGUGAUAAAUCUAAAGUAGAGUAUUACAAAAAUACAAAAGAUAUAAUUGAAUCUCUACUGGCUGACGAAGUUCCUGUUUAUAAUUUGAAGUGUAUUGAUCAAAGCAGCAAAAUUUCAUACAAUAUGAGUUCACAAUUUUUUGUUGGUUCCACUCCAAUACAUGUUGCUGCUAAAAAUGGCUCCGUCAAAGUUCUAAAGGUUUUACUAUCUAAUGACCUUACUCAAUCUCAAAUCAAGUGUGAUAUUAACUGCACUGAUACUUACAAACGUACUGCACUAUAUAUUGCCAGUAAAGAAGGGCAUGCACCAGUAGUUAAAUUACUUUUGGAACAUGGAGCUGAUAUUGACAACUUUGCUGAUGCAUAUAGUCGUACAGCACUUCAUAUUGCCUGUGAAGUGGGACAUGUACAAGUAGUUGAGCUACUACUUGAGUAUACAACUAAAAUCAAUCUCUCUGAUGAUUUUAAACGUACAGCACUUCAUAUUGCUUCAGACAAAGGAUAUGCACGAGAAGUUGAACUACUACUGGAGCAUGGAGCUGAUAUCAGACUUAAUGAUGAUGAUGAACAUACAGCAAUUUAUAUUGCUUGUGAGAAAGGGCAUGCACAAAUAGUUGAACUUCUGCUACAACGUGGAGCUGAUAUCAAGCCCAUUGAUGUUACUUAUAACAAAGAAAUGUUGUAUGCCAGACUCCUUCAUAUUGCCUGUAAAAAUGGCCAUGCAAAAGUUGUUGAACUACUACUAAUGUUUGGUGCUGAUAUCACUAAUUGUGAUGAAAAUGGUCUUAAUCCCCUUGACACUGCUGUAGAAGAAGGAAAAUUAGAUGUUGCAAUGGCUAUAGUAAAUAGUACAAAGUGGAAGGAUGCAUUACGUAGUAUUGUAAUGAAUAGAAGCAGAGAUGAAAGAAGAAAUAGAAUUAUGAAACUAUUGUGUUACAAUAAGACUGAACCAGAAUUUACAACACCAAUGAGAAGGAUUAUCAAUAAGAUGCCAGAUGUAGCAAAAAUUAUUUUCGAUCGCUGCUGUAAGACAGAAGCAUCACCAGAUCAUCCUGAUUACAAAAUUACUUUUAACUUUGAGUUUUUGGAAGAUUUUGAUCUUGAUGUGAAUCAUGAGAGUACAAAAUGGCCUCCACAAUUUGAUUACUCUAGUCAGAAUCAUUGUCUUAAUAUUCUUGCUAAUUCACGUAGUGCAGACUUACUGAAGCAUCCACUUGCUAGGACACUUCUUAAUCUAAAGUGGAAUAAAUAUGGAAAAAUAUUCUAUUACACUAAUUUGAUGAUUUAUUUUAUUUUUGUCAUUCUACUGACAUCAUUUGCUCUCUCUCUCCGGUCACCAAAUUCAAGCAUAUGUAUGGAAGCAUUUGGAAAUGACACUAACUGCUCAGAGGAAGGUUCUGUAGACCAAAGAUACCUAUCUGUUGCUAGUGUAUUGCUGAUCAUUAUUUCUGUACUCAUGAUAUUACGUGAAGUAUUUCAAGUGAUAUUGUUGAGACUACAGUAUUUGAUGGGUUUUGUCAACUUCAUUGAAGUGCCACUAUUCAUCUUUACAAUAAUGUUUGCAUCUGUAGGUGGAAACCACUGCUAUUGUACUCAUUCAUGGCAGUGGCAGAUUGGAGUAAUAGCAGUAUUCCUUGGUUGGAUUGCACUUAUAUUCUCCAUAAGGAAGCUACCAAAAUUUGGAAUAUAUGUAGUAAUGUUUAUUGAAAUAUUCAAAAACUUUAUGAAGGUUGUCAUUCUUGCCUUGCUGUUGAUAUUUGCCUUUGCAUUUCCUCUUUAUAUGAUGUUUCAUGAUCCCCAACUAGAUCAGAAGGAAGUUGAAUUCAUACUACCAAUGGAAGAAUUUCUAAAAAAAAUUGUAGCAAAAUAUAUUGUCAUUAAACAAGAACAAACAAUGUACCCAAACAAGUCAGGAGUCUUGAAGCAGCUGAUUGGUUAUAUUUUUGAAUCAAAGACUGAAGGAUCUGAGCCUCCUCCAGCAACUAUAGCUGAUGUUAAUACUCAGAUCAAACCAUUAUCAGGAGAAAUGAAGGACUUACGCACUUCAGUAUCUCAGGAAGUUAAGAAGUUACACAGUUCAGUAUCUCAGGAAGUGAAGGAGUUACGCAGUUCAGUGGAUCAUUUGUUAGCAAUUGUUGAAAGUAUGAGGAAUGAAAGAGCAAGAGAACUGAGCAGUGAAACUAUUGGAAUAAGAGGAAGCAUUGGAGCAAAAGAUAGAGCAAAAAUUGAAGAAGAACAGGGAGAUUUUUAA